GAGCUGGAGCUCUUUUCAUGAAGCUCUCCUGCCAUCGAAAGCAUUUGCUCAUAUUGCUGGCACUAAAACAUUAAAAGAAACUUUGAGAAGCGAUGUGCAUUGUGAAGCUACCCGUAGUCCUCCUCAUGCUGUCUGUUGCAUUAAACCAUCUGAAAGCUACUCCUUUGGGAAGUUAUCAGGUGGAAAAACGGAAAUGCAAUACUGCCACAUGUGCCACACAACGCCUGGCAAAUUUUUUAGUUCGUUCCAGCAACAACUUUGGUGCUGUUCACCCGCCUACCUAUGUGGGAUCCAAUACAUAUGGCAAGAGGAAUGGAGUUGAGGUUUUAAACCAAGAACCACUGAAUUACCUACCCCUUUAG
Nycticebus coucang (slow loris) is the source of this 362-nucleotide messenger RNA. RefSeq names its product islet amyloid polypeptide (gene IAPP). NCBI's taxonomy places the organism in Eukaryota, Metazoa, Chordata, Mammalia, Primates, Lorisidae. Bases 93 to 362 code for a protein of 89 amino acids. Gene Ontology annotation, molecular function: hormone activity. The transcript has 3 exons. The record is from RefSeq and is a predicted model, not a curated record. Gene Ontology annotation, cellular component: extracellular region.